UUUUUUUUUUUUUUGAACAGCUAUAACCUUGCAUAGAGUAUUGUCACUAAUCCAGAAAUCAAGAGAUCAUGGCAGAGAGUGCAGUUAGUUUUCUUCUGCAAAGGCUUGUGCCUGUAUUUGAGAAUAAGAUGAAUUUGCUCGCUGGCGUUGAAGACGAAGUGGUGUAUCUGAAAGGACAGUUGGAACUCAUAGGAGCCUUCUUAAAGGUUGCAGAUGCAUUAGAAGAGAGUGAUGAGGAACUCAAAGUUUGGGUUAAGCAAGUCAGAGAUGUUGCUCAUGAGACUGAAGAUAUUCUUGAUGAAUUGGAACUUCUUGUCCAGGCGCGUAAUCAUACAAACAGAUUUUCUGUUUCUUUUCGCAUCAGGAAUAUGAAAGCUCGUUAUCGGAUUGCUCAUGAGUUGAAAAGCAUCAACUCUCGCAUGACAACUAUUUUUUCAAUUCAUAAGAGAUUCCUCAAAAAACUUGACACUUCUUCAGAGGCUUCGAAUUCCAAUUAUACAGGUAAAACAAGGCAUGAUCAACGAGGAGAUGCUCUUCUCCUGGACAACACUGAUCUAGUAGGCAUAGACAGACAUAAAAAUUGGCUGAUUGGGUGGUUGAUUAAAGGUUGUCCUGGACGCAAAGUAAUUUCUGUUACCGGAAUGGGAGGGAUGGGAAAAACUACUUUAGUGAAGAAAGUAUAUGAUGAUCCAGAGGUGAUAAAACACUUCAAAGCUUGUGCUUGGGUUACUGUUUCGCAAUCUUGUGGCAUUGAGGAGCUACUCAGAGACUUGGCCGAAAAACUUUUUUCUGAAAUAAGACGAAAAGUUCCAGAAGGCUUGGAAAACAUGCACAGUGACAAGUUGAAGAUGAUUAUUAAAGAGCUCUUGCAGAGAAGGAGGUACCUAGUUGUAUUUGAUGAUGUGUGGCAUAUACAUGAAUGGGAAGCUGUCAAAUAUGCACUUCCAAAAAACAAUUGUGGUAGCAGGAUCAUGAUCACGACACGCAAAUCGGACAUAGCCUCUAUUUCCAGCAUAGAAUCCAAAGGUAAGGUGUAUAACCUACAACCCUUGAAAGAAGAUGAAGCAUGGGAUCUAUUUUGUAGAAAGACUUUCCAAGGUCACUCAUGUCCUUCAUACUUAAUUGACAUUUGUAGUUAUAUCUUAAGAAAAUGUGAGGGCCUACCCCUUGCAAUUGUAGCAAUGAGUGGUGUCCUUGCUACAAAAGACAAGCACAGGAUAGACGAAUGGGACAUGAUUUGCCGUAGUCUUGGAGCUGAAAUUCAAGUCAAUGGGAAACUUGAUAAUCUGAAAACAGUACUUAGCCUCAGUUUUAAUGAUUUGCCUUACUAUUUAAAGUACUGUUUCUUGUAUUUAAGCAUGUUUCCUGAGGACUAUCUGAUUCAGCGCAUGAGAUUGAUUCGGUUAUGGAUAGCAGAAGGAUUUAUCGAAGCCAAAAGCGGAAAAACAAUGGAAGAUGUUGCAGAGGAUUACCUCAAAGAACUUAUAAACAGAAACUUACUACAAGUAGCAGAGACAACAUCUGAUGGAAGAGUCAAAACUUUGAGAAUCCAUGAUCUUCUGCGAGAGAUUAUCAUUUCGAAGUCUAAGGAUCAAAACUUUGCAACAAUUGUCAAGGAACAAAAUGUGGUGUUGCCUGAAAAGAUUCGGCGACUUGCGCAACACGGCCCGACACUACCAAAUCCAAAUGGACAGCAACAUAGAUCUGUUUCUCAACUUCGUUCACUCUUAAUGUUUGGAAUGACUGAAAGUUUAUCUCUCGGAAAACUGUUUCCGGGUGGAUUCAAACUCCUCAGUGUUUUAGAUUAUCAAGAUGCACCUUUGAGAAAGUUUCCAAAAGCAGUUGUUGACCUAUAUCAUUUAACAUAUCUGAGCUUGAAAAACACACAGGUGAAAGUGCUUCCAAAAUGUGUACUAGGAAAGUUGCAAAAUCUAGAAACACUUGAUCUUAAGAAUACUCGUGUUACAGAAUUGCCUGCAGAUAUAGUCAAGGUUAAAAAGCUUCGCAAUCUGCUUGUAUAUCAGUCUAAAGUAGAAGGUUAUGCACAAUUCCACUCGAAAUAUGGUUUUAAGGCACCUCUUGAAAUAGGUAAAUUACAGUCACUGCAAAAGCUUUGUUUUGUAGAGGCAAACCAAGGUUGUGGCAUGAUAAUAAGACAAUUACAGAAGUUAAGCCAGCUAAGAAGAUUAGGCAUCAUGAGACUCAGAGAGGAAGAUGGGAAGGAAUUUUGUUGGUGCAUCGAAAAAUUGACUAGUCUGUGUGCCUUAUCUGUUACUUCUGAGGGUGAGGAUAAAUUUAUUGAUUUGACAUCCCUUUGUAAACCCCCUCCAUUUCUUCAAAGAUUGUAUUUAUCAGGGAGACUACAAGAGUUACCAAGUUGGAUACCUUCUCUUCAUAAUCUGGCCAGGUUAUUUCUGAAAUGGAGCUGUUUGAAACAUGAUCCAUUGGUAUAUCUGCAGGAUUUGCCAAACCUUGCACAUCUUGAACUACUUCAAGUUUAUGAUGGUGGUGAAAACAUGUUGUUGCAUUUCAAGUGUGGGAAGUUCACUAAGCUCAAGGUUUUAGGCCUUGACAAAUUUGAAGGACUCAGUCAGGUGAUAGUGGGAAAAGGUGCAAUGCCUUGGCUUGAAACACUGAGCAUUGGGCGUUGUGAGUCAUUGAAGAAGGUGCCAUCAGGAAUUGAAAACCUGGCUAAACUUCAAGUUCUAGAGUUUUUCGAUAUGCCAGAUGAACUCAUGCUGACAAUAUGCCAACAUGGUCCAGGAGAAGAUUACUGGAAAGUAUCACAUAUACCAGAGGUUUAUUCUACCUACUGGAGAGAUGGUGGCUGGGAUGUAUAUGCACUAGACAGUCGCAGAGAUUGUUCUCCCCGAUCUGGCACACUCAGGCGAAGCCAUGAAAGCCGGAAUCAGUGGAAGGUGUAGCUUUAAAUUAUAGACUUAUAAGAAAAAUGUGUAUAACAAGUUAUGUAUAUUGUAUAUUAACAAACUGAGAUGACAUAUUUCAUGUAUAUAUGUCAGCACUACAGAUAAAGGUGUAGGUUUUAAUUCACCUUUGUUUAUAUUUGACCAUCAAUAUAUAUUAUUCUUCCAGUA
Molecule: messenger RNA, 3095 nt
Organism: Medicago truncatula (barrel medic)
Lineage: Eukaryota; Viridiplantae; Streptophyta; Magnoliopsida; Fabales; Fabaceae
Product: disease resistance protein RPM1
Exons: 3
Coding region: 69-2924 (951 amino acids)
Biological process (GO): defense response to other organism
Molecular function (GO): ADP binding
Source: RefSeq, a predicted model, not a curated record